Messenger RNA from Micropterus dolomieu (smallmouth bass), 1671 nucleotides. It is a transcript of the gene ctsd, whose product is annotated as cathepsin D. Gene Ontology annotation, cellular component: lysosome. Bases 98 to 1288 code for a protein of 396 amino acids. Lineage: Eukaryota; Metazoa; Chordata; Actinopteri; Centrarchiformes; Centrarchidae. The record is from RefSeq and is a predicted model, not a curated record. The transcript is spliced from 9 exons. Gene Ontology annotation, molecular function: aspartic-type endopeptidase activity. Gene Ontology annotation, biological process: proteolysis.
CAGCUGAUAAAAGUCGGAGCUGGUGUGUCGACAACAAGCCGAACUUGCCCAGUCAUCGCCGUGUUUUCUGAUUUUGUAAUUCUCCCGGCUGUCAACGAUGAGGAUCUUGUGCCUGUUUGUUUUCGCGGCGUUGGCGCUGACGAACGACGCGCUUGUUCGAAUUCCCUUGACUAAGUUCCGUACCAUAAGACGGCAGCUGACUGACUCGGGGAGAAGAGUAGACGAGCUUCUGGCCGACAAGCACUCCCUUAAGUACAACUUUGGCUUCCCCUCCAGCAAUGCACCCACUCCAGAAACCCUGAAGAACUACCUUGACGCCCAGUAUUACGGUGAGAUUAGCCUGGGUACCCCUCCUCAGCUCUUCACUGUGGUGUUUGACACAGGUUCCUCCAACCUGUGGGUGCCCUCCGUUCACUGCUCCCUCUUAGACAUUGCAUGCUUGCUUCACCACAAAUAUAAUUCUGCCAAGUCCAGCACAUACGUGAAGAACGGCACCGCCUUCGCCAUCCAGUAUGGAUCUGGCAGUUUGUCUGGCUACCUCAGUGAGGACACAUGCACAAUUGGAGACUUGUCAGUUGAAAAGCAGAUUUUCGGAGAAGCAAUCAAACAGCCCGGUGUGGCCUUCAUCGCAGCCAAGUUUGACGGGAUCCUCGGCAUGGCCUACCCACGCAUCUCUGUGGACGGAGUGGCUCCAGUCUUUGAUAACAUCAUGAGCCAGAAGAAGUUGGAGCAGAACGUCUUCUCCUUCUACCUGAACAGGAACCCGGACACCCAGCCCGGCGGCGAGCUGCUGCUGGGAGGAACCGACCCCAAAUACUACAGUGGUGACUUCAGUUACGUCAACGUCACCCGCCAGGCUUACUGGCAGAUCCACAUGGACGAGAUGACAGUGGGCACCCAGCUGAGUCUGUGUAAGAGCGGCUGUGAGGCCAUCGUGGACACGGGGACGUCUCUGAUCACCGGCCCCUCUGCGGAGGUCAAGGCCCUGCAGAAGGCCAUUGGCGCCCUUCCACUCAUCCAGGGAGAGUACAUGGUGAGCUGUGACAAGGUCCCAACGCUGCCUGUCAUCACCUUCAGCGUGGGCGGGCGGUCGUACACUCUGACCGGAGAGCAGUACAUCCUCAAGGUAAGUCAGGCCGGAAAGACCAUGUGUCUGAGCGGCUUCAUGGGUCUGGACAUCCCCGCCCCCGCCGGGCCCCUGUGGAUUCUGGGAGAUGUAUUCAUUGGCCAGUACUACACCGUCUUUGAUCGAGAGAACAACAGGGUGGGUUUUGCCAAGGCCAAAUAAGCACAUCCUGCGUUGGAGCAACACGUUAAAGUACAAAGCUAAAAGUUUUGAAAGACAAAUCUGUGCUGCACAUGUUUUCUGUUGCUUUGCAAUCAAACAAUAUUUAGCAAUAGAUUUUGUGUAGAGUUGAAAUGCACUGAUUUGAGGAAUUUUCCAGCAGAGUUUGUGAGACAGACUGGAGACUUUAUAGGUUGUGUGAUGGCUGUACAUGAUCAGGGAUCCGUUGAUAUGUAUUGGUACUUCCCUUUUUAAGCAUCUGAGUUUAUUUUUAAUCAGGGAUUUGUUUUAAAAACACUUAAUUUUAAAAGGAAGUUGUUCCUCCACUACUGACUUUAAGAUGUAUCUUACCUAUGAUUGGCCUGAAUAAACAGUUUUUAAAGUAA